Messenger RNA from Zingiber officinale, 405 nucleotides. RefSeq lists its product as uncharacterized. Lineage: Eukaryota; Viridiplantae; Streptophyta; Magnoliopsida; Zingiberales; Zingiberaceae. The transcript has 3 exons. The coding region runs from base 1 to 405 and encodes 134 amino acids. The record is from RefSeq and is a predicted model, not a curated record.
AUGAAGUACUACCUCAAGAAGCAAGUGGAGAUGUGGAUAAUUAUCCAAACGGGUCUCAAACUUCCACUCGACGGUGCUGGAAAACUAGUGUCAUGCCAGAACUGGGACUCCAGCUUGAUGAAGAAAAUCGAGCCCGACACUAAAGCAACCAGCACCCUUCAUUGCAGCCUGACAAAAGAAGAACUGAACAGAUUUAGUCCUUUCUCAAGCGCAAAAGAACUAUGGGAGAAGCUGAUCGAACUGCACGAAGGCACUUCCGAUACUAAAGAAGAUGGGACGGCUAGCCAACUUCAUGCGCGGAUUCAGGACCUGUUGAACGGUCUUCAUGCAAUCGGUCAGAAGCCCGAUUUUACUUCCAAUGUCGUCUCCCCUUUCGCGAUGUUGACCCCCUUUCCUCUUCCCUGA